Messenger RNA from Eruca vesicaria subsp. sativa (arugula), 1513 nucleotides. Lineage: Eukaryota; Viridiplantae; Streptophyta; Magnoliopsida; Brassicales; Brassicaceae. The record is from the annotation of a GenBank genome assembly.
AUUCAUCAAGUUUUACUUAUGGAUCAAGAGAUAGAGAUUCCUACUUUUUUCUUAUGUCCCAUCUCUCUAGAUAUCAUGAAGGAUCCGGUGAUAGUCUCCACCGGAAUAACCUACGACAGAGACAGCAUCGAGAAAUGGCUCUUCACAGGUAAGAAAGAUUCAUGUCCGGUCACAAAACAAGUCAUAACCGAGACCGAUCUCACACCAAACCACACUCUCCGCCGUCUGAUCCAAUCUUGGUGUACUCUCAACGCAUCCCACGGCAUCGAGACAAUCCCAACCCCUAAACCUCCAAUCUCUAAAUCCGAGAUCGAAAAACUCAUCAAAGAUUCUUCAUCCUCACAUCAAAACCAAGUCAAAUGCCUCAAAAGACUUCGUCAAAUAGUCUCGGAGAAUAAUACGAACAAGCGGUGCUUAGAAGCCGCAGAAGUUCCCGAGUUCUUGGCAAAGAUCAUCAGAAACUCAGUAGAUGCUUCAUCGAAUCUCAAUAAUAUGUGUCAGUCAAACACGUUGGAGAAUAGGUUUGAUUCUCUGAGGAGCUUGACGGACGAAGCUUUAUGUUUACUCUAUCAUCUCGACGCAUCGGAGACAGCCCGCAAGAGUCUUUUAAACAACAAGAAGGGAACAGAUCUUGUGAAGACGUUGACCAAGAUUAUGCAAAGUGGGAUCUACGAGUCAAGAGCCUAUGCGACUUUGCUUCUCAAGAAGAUUCUUGAAGUUGCGGAUCCAAUGCAGAUCAUAUUGUUGGAACGUGAGCUUUUCAAUGAAGUGGUUCAGAUCUUGCAUGACCAGAUCUCUCACAAGGCAACGAAAUCAGCAAUGCAGAUCUUGAUGAUUGUAUGUCCAUGGGGAAGGAAUAGACAUAAAGCUGUGGAAGCUGGAGCUGUCUCCAUGAUCAUAGAGCUUCUAAUGGAUGAAACUUUCUCAUCCGAGAGAAGGAGUUCAGAGAUGGCGAUGGUGGUUCUUGAUAUGUUAUGUCAGUGUGCAGAAGGAAGAGCUGAGUUCUUGAAUCAUGGUGCAGCUAUUGCGGUUGUGUCUAAGAAGAUAUUGAGGGUAUCUCAGAUAACUAGCGAAAGGGCGGUUAGGGUUUUGCUUUCUAUUGGAAGGUUUUGCGCGACGCCAAGUUUGUUACAAGAGAUGCUGCAACUGGGAGUUGUGGCUAAGAUGUGUUUGGUGCUUCAAGUGAGUUGCGGGAGCAAGACUAAAGAAAAGGCCAAGGAGUUACUUAAGCUUCACGCUAGGGUUUGGAGAGAAUCACCUUGUAUCCCAAGAAAUUUAUAUGCUUCUUAUCCUGCUUGAACAGCAAGAUAGAUGUAUAUUGGUACGUUAACUCUCAUCAGAUACAAAUAAAUGAGAGAUAUUCUUAUAAGUUCACUCAAAAAGAAAAUUAGAGUGCUUUAUUUUUGCUCAAAUCAGAUUUUAUUUUGCUUUUGUUGUAUCUUUCAAAGGUUCAUCAUCAUGUAGAUAACAAUGGGAAUUUUCAAGAAAUUAUGAGAUACUGCAAAGAAAUAAA